Messenger RNA from Amyelois transitella, 5063 nucleotides. It is a transcript of the gene Ent2, whose product is annotated as equilibrative nucleoside transporter 1. Gene Ontology annotation, biological process: nucleoside transmembrane transport. The record is from RefSeq and is a predicted model, not a curated record. Gene Ontology annotation, molecular function: nucleoside transmembrane transporter activity. The coding region runs from base 229 to 1668 and encodes 479 amino acids. The transcript has 10 exons. Gene Ontology annotation, cellular component: plasma membrane. NCBI's taxonomy places the organism in Eukaryota, Metazoa, Arthropoda, Insecta, Lepidoptera, Pyralidae.
UGCAAUGAACGCAGGCGAACGGGGUGGUCGUGUUGCCUGUUUUUAUUUUAACUGUAAUAUUAUAGUGCAGUUAGUAUGAACAUAAAGUUUAAUAAUAUUUUUUAGUGACUAAAUAUUGUGUUCGUAGAAAAUAAACAGAUUUUUGUACCUAUGUUUUGAGCGCUGCACCGCACAGAUGCCAGAAUCAAGUUUAUGAUAGAGAGCCAGCAGAGCUGAGAAGCUAAGACCAUGGCUUUGAGAGGGGAAGGUGAGAGUCUGCUCAGACCUGAGCAGAACGCUGUCGUGAUGCCGCAGAACAGGGGAGCUGGGUGGGAGGCAGAGGGGGAGAAGGCGCCGUUUCUUCGCAACGAGCCGGUGAAGCUGACCCCGGCGUGGGAGGGCACCAACCUGCCCAAUGACACGCUCAACCUGAAAGGAAUCGCCAUGGACUUGGCGCCGCCAAAGGACAAAUGGAACCUGAUCUACCUCACUCUCAUACUCCACGGUCUCGGCACGCUGGCCGCGUGGAACAUGUUCAUAACGGCGAAGGAUUACUUCGUGAAGUACAAACUGGUCGAUACGCCGCAGUUGGCGACCAACUAUUUGGCGUACGUCGGCUGGGCGAGCCAAUUGCCAAAUGUGCUGUUCAAUUGGCUCAAUAUCUUUGUACAGUUCGGCGGUAAUCUCACGACUCGCAUAGUUUGGUCGCUAUGCAUAGAAGUGGGCAUCUUCGUGUUCACCAUAAUCCUGGCCAUGUUGGACACCAGGGGCUGGCCCACGGUGUUCUUCUGGCUCACCAUGAUAUCUGUACUCCUCCUCAAUGCGUUCAACGCCAUCUUCCAGAACUCCGUAUACGGCGUAGCGGCCCGACUUCCACCCAAAUACACUGGCGCCGUGGUCUUCGGCUCCAACAUCUGUGGCACCUUGGUGGUGUUCCUGGACUGGGGGUCCCAUAGCUUCGGCAGUAUACGAACGGCAGCCAUAUACUACUUCAUAGCAGGAAUAUUGGUUUUGCUCGUCUGCUUUGAUACGUACUUCGCUCUGCCACUUAAUAGGUUCUACCGCUACCACGACACGCUCCAGCAGCGCACCCUGCGCGUGAACCCCGCGCUGGCGGCGCACGAUGCGCGCGCGCCGCCGCCCAAGCGGCCGCCGUACUGCGCCAUAGUGCGGCAGGCGUGGGUGCAGCUCUACAAUAUCUUCGUCAUAUUCUUCGUCACGUUGACUAUAUUCCCCGCGGUUCACUCAGAAAUCCAACCGAUCACGGACGGCUUCCUCGGUAACAACUUCGUGCGGGUGACGUGUUUCCUCACGUUCAACUUUAUGGCCAUGAUAGGCAACAUCACGGCCAGCUUGUGGCAAUAUCCGACCCGCCGCUGGCUGUCAGUGUUCACGACACUCCGCUUCCUGUUCAUCCCGUUCUUCCUCCUCUGCAACUACAAGCCGGCGUCGCGGUCGCUGCCUAUCCUCGUGUCCAACGACUGGGUGUACUGGGCGGGCUCGGCGCUGUUCGGCUGGAGCUCCGGCCACGGCAGCUCGCUGGCCAUGAUGUAUGUCAGCGGCGGCAAUGUGGCUCCCGAACACGCAUCUACAGCGGGCAUGCUCGGCUCCGCCACCCUCGUCUCGGGCAUCUUCAGCGGCCUCCUCUUCACCUACAUAUGUCCGCUGAUCGUGAACAUCAACAUCUAGCGACCACUCAAACUGGCACACGCCUUCUGGAACAUACUCCGGGGAGUCUGACAGUGAAAUGUCACACUCAGUGCCCGUUGAGACAUAGAUGUGUAGUGUUAGUGCAACUGUGAAGUGAAUAGACAAUUGUUGUAGGCUCCGCAAAGCCUUAUAAGUGAAGUGCCCAAAAUAGGUGAUAAAUUUUUUGCAGAAGACUAUUUAUCAACUUGACUUAACUCUAACUUGACAUAUGUUUCUCGAAAAUGACUUCUGUUGUCUUCUAUUAAACGAUUCCUAUAAGACACGACUGCCCUAGAACGAAUAGGAUUUCGAAACGAAGUUUUAACGUCCAUUAUCUAAUGACGAUAUUAUGUUAAAACAAAUAACAUUUUUUUACUGAAGCAAAGUAUAAAGCAGUAAUUGUCUUAAAAUCCAGCAGAAAUAAAUGACAGCUUUAAAAAUGUCGGCUCAGUUAAUUCUAAGGCAAACAUUUAAAAACUUCAUGAUUGAUAUUAUUCAGCUAUUGACCGAAGUUAGAAAAUGGAGGUGAAGCGGAGUGUCUUGUUAUUUGACCAAACAAACCAAUUUGGUAUACAUUUUUUUAAUGUAUUUUCUAUUAUUUGAUGCCUUUGCAUUUUUAUCUCAGUUCAUGAAUAACUGAUAAAAGUUAUUAAGGUAGGUUGGUUGGUACCUAUUGAACAUUAUUUGUUCCUGUUUGCAUGUGUAUACAAACAAACAUACUCUUAUAUGAAAUACAUGCUUUUACUUCAUCUCACCUUUAUGUUUGACCACUACAGAAUGAAUAUUUAUGAAUUAUUUCAUCAUGAAAUCAAAUUUGAGUAUUUACAAAACCAAAUCAAACUAAAUGCAGAGAACUGCCUAAAUGAGACUAUAUUUGUAUAAAAUAAUGUAGAAAAUAAAUGGAUACUGUUUGUCUUGCCAAUAGAUAGUUAUGAAUAGGACUAAAUAAUAACAUACAAAAUGGUUAAACUAGAUACAUAUAUUACAGAAUUAGCUAGGCCCAAAGUUAUCUCAUGUUAUGAGAUAUUUGAUAUAAAAACGGAAAAUUAAGUACCUUUUGGUAAUAAGUCACAGAGGUCAGUAAUAGCUAUAUCAGCUUAAUUUUUACAAUAUCAUGUAUUAAUUAAGCAUACAUAUGGUCACGUCUAUAUCUCUUUUGGGUAAGACGGAGCCAGCAGUCUUGGAAGACUGACAGGCCAUGUUCAUCCAUGUUCAAGUUUGUAUUAAUUAAAACAUUUUAAAAAUGUUGUUAUUAUUUAGUCCUAUUGGAAAAUAUGUAAAGGAAUUGCUUAUGCUUUGACAAUGUAUUGGUAAAUUAAGAUACUAUAAAUUAAUAAAUAUAUCCAGUGCAGUACUAAGCUACCCUUAUAUCAAAGGUAUAAUAUCGCCUUGCAACAGUUUCACGAAUGUUUAAACUAUUGACCUUGAUUUUUUCACCUCAUUGUAAAGACUAUAUAUACUCUUAGUUUUCAUAGGACAUAGUUUUCAUUUAAAUUCAAAUAAUACAUUGAAAUUGGAAAUUAAAGUUGUAUGAAAGCUAGUGUGUACAGGUCUUAAUAACUCAUAUGUAUAACAAUAUCGAAAUUAUAUUGAUUAACAAGAUAUUUAUGAUAUGAACAUUUGCAUUUGUAUAAGGUUAUAUAUUGUUCAAGUUUGUUAGUACUAUAGAGAUUUUUUAUCGUAGCUAGUACAAUGUAUGUAAAUUUACGUGAAUAAGAUUAUUUGAAUGUCAUCAUAAUGAUAAGUAAUUAUAUGUGGAAUUGACAUAGAUUUGUGAGUAAAUAUGUCUUGAAAGAAACAGGAUGCUGCCUAUAUGAGUCUACCAUUGUUUGAGUUUGAAUACUUUCAACAAGGGUUUCAUGGGUAGGCCACUAGCUUGUGGCACGGCUUUUUUUUGUAGAGGCUUGUUUUUUUUUUCGAAUUGACUCAAGAUUAUAAAAAUACAUCAUUAUUGUAUAUUGUUCUCAAAAUAUACUAAACAAAUGACGCUAUUCCCAUUUCCUAACUAUUAGUUUUUAACAUUAUUUUUGAUGUUCAAGAAUUACUCAGAUAUUAUGAAAAUCCAAAGUGCUACUAUUUUAAGUAAAUAGGUUUAUAUAAUUAUAUGUUUGACGCACAUUUUUUUUGCAAAUGAUUUAUAUGGCAAAAAUAUUACACAUUGAACUUAAAGAAAUUAUCGGAAUAUGAAAAUAAAAAUAUUUUGUCGUAUAAAUCCUCUAAUUAUUUUAAUAAAAUUAGUAAGAUCGUUGCAUUUUUAGACUAGGCUGACAUGCAUCAUUAUUAAUUAUACCUAGUUUUAUUAUAAACUAAUAAUGUUAUAAGAAAACCUCAUUAAAAUACGAUAGUUAUCAUUUGCGAUACGUUUUUGUAUAUUGAGUAUGAUUCCAUUGAAUUGUCAAACCUUCUAUUCUACAUACAUUUUUAUAAGACAAAAUAUCUGGUUAUCUUUGUCUUAUUUUAUGUAUAACAUUAACAAGUUGACCCUUUUUACAUUCAUUUACUAGUUUAAGUUUUUAUUUAAAUGUGUCACGAUGCUUGAUUUUGAUAAUUGGCAAAUUAGGGAAUAAUUUUUAAAAUAUUCUUCAGUGACAACUAUUUUUUCUUUCAUCGCUUAAGCGUGAAUUUUAUGUAUUAUGUAGUAUAUUUGUUGAAAUUACAUGAAUACUAUGUCGUCUUUUCUAACAAAUCACGUUUGACAGACUGAAAUACUAACAUUGUUUAAGUUUUACAUGACGCUAAUAAUUAUAGGUUAUCUCUUUCGAAUAAGUUGUCAAAGAAAGAGAACUGUACACUUUUGAAUAACUAGUGUCACUAAGUCUUACGUCUAAUUAUUUACAGAAGGUGCUCUGAUAUUAUUUAGGCAGUUUUAACUAGCUUUAUGGUGGCAUAAAAAAAUCAUAGUACAACUUAAACAUGCCAAACUGACCAAUCAUGUUUCAUUUCUAAUGAACGGAGAGCUGUGGUUGGUUCCCUUAAUUUGAAAAAAAAAAACCCCUAAAAUUCUUCGCCAAUUUUCUUUUGAUGAUUAAACCUUUGAUGAAUGAAAAUUAAAAUUAACUAAGAAAGAUGAAACGCUUCGUCUUUGAUUGAAAAUUAUAAUGUUUUUUUUAUUAAUGGGGUUUUCUGAAAAAUUACACCUAAUGGAAAUACAACUCUUUGGUAUAAGUUAAAUCCUUUUGAAAUUCUGAAUAUAUAACUUAAAGUGAUCGCUAGUUAAAACUCGCUUAAGUACAAUUUGCCAAAAACCAAUAUAUUCAAGUGCCUAUAGAUAUCAAAUGUCAGGUUAUUUUUUAUUUAGCAUACCUAGAAAUGAUUUGUUUUGUGAACAUUUCCCCUUAUCCCCGAGUGGUUGUUAUACUUUAUUUAUUACUUAGUAAACAUAUUUUAAUUUCAAA